AGCCUUGAGCUCAUGUCCGUGCUGGGAAGUGACGGGAUGGGGAGCCGCUGGCUCCUCCCGCCAUCAGGGAAACAUUAACUCCGGAGUUCAGGAAACCUAUAGGGGCAAAGUAGUGCAGAAAGUACCUUUCAGAAAACAAGGCUAGCUAGGCGCAAAAAACAAUGCAAAUUCCCAUUUUUACGGUUGAUGCAUUUACAAACCGGCCGUUUUCUGGAAAUCCUGCGGCAGUUUGUCUGCUUGAAAAUGACUUGGAUGAAGAUUUGCACCAAAAAAUUGCAACAGAAAUGAACCUUUCAGAAACUGCUUUCAUCAGAAAACUGUACCCUGGAGAUGACUUCAGCAGAAGUUCUUGCUUUGGACUUAGAUGGUUCACCCCAGCCAGUGAAGUUCCUCUCUGUGGUCAUGCUACACUUGCAUCAGCUGCUGUGUUGUUUUACAUACAAAAAAACACAAAUUCAGUUCUCACAUUUGUGACUCUGAGUGGGGAAUUAAAAGCCAGACAAGUAGAAGAUCAUAUUGUCCUGGACUUACCACUUUACAAAACCUCCCCACAGGUACUUCAGGAAGUAGAAGAAUUAAUAAAGGCAGCAGUUGGUAACAUGAUUGUUCAAGAUCUCCGGUAUUCUCCUGACACAAAGAAACUCUUAGUCCGCCUCAGUGAUACUUAUGAAAGGUCUGUGUUGGAAAAACUGCAAGUCAGAGCACAAGACUUUUUGUCAGCUGAAAAGACAGGAAAGGUGAAAGGACUCAUACUCACUCUUAAAGGAAAUUCCCCUGGAAACCAUAGCGGCCAUGAUUUUUACUCCAGAUAUUUUGCACCUUGGGUUGGAGUCCUGGAAGAUCCUGUUACAGGAUCUGCCCAUGCUGUUUUAAGUAGCUACUGGUCAGAGCAUCUGGGGAAGAAAGAAAUGCUCGCUUUUCAAUGUUCCCGCCGUGGAGGAGAGUUGAAGAUUUCACUGCGUAAUGAUGGAAGAGUUGACAUUGCAGGGAAGAUUGCUAUUGUAUUAAAAGGAAACCUGACUUUCUGAAGAAAUUUGCACUAACAAUUUCAUCACCCACACCUAAUUAUUCAUAUUGUGCUGACUAUAUCUAAGCUCUCAGCAGAAGAUCCUUGCUGUUUUUUUCUUCACCGUUGUCUUGCCCCUUUAUAUGUAUGCCAACACCAGAAACUGUCCAUCUUUUUUUUCUGAUUUUAAAUGUUUCUGUUUAUUUUCAAAUUCUGUUUUAAAAACCAUUCCUGCUUCCUGGAUUGAAUUGUAAAAUUUUCAGAUUCAUAAAAUAAUCAAACUUUUUCCAUGUUCAGUCAUUCUCCACAAAAUCUGACUCCAGUCCUUUAAAAAAACCUGCACAUCUUUCUUCUUCCAUGCAUUGAAAUGAUGUUCAUUAAUUUUAUUAAAAUAUUAAAAAUUAUACAUGGUUGAGAAAUGUGCUUUAUGGUUCCUUUUUAUGAACAGCAUUUUUCAAAGAUAAAUUGCUUCAUAGUGGCUCAUAAUACUUCUGCUUAGACAGUGUUUUUAAAGUCUUAGCAGGAAGAUUUAAGGUAUUUACAGCGAUGCAAGAAGAAGUGGUUAAAAUUGGAAAGAAAAGUCUGUUAGUUACAGCAAUGUAAUUACUUUUCAAAGAAUGAAGAUUUGCUCCUAAAUUAAAAGUUUCUUCUGUAAUGUUCUUCAUGAAAUGUAAUGCUUCAAAUUAACUUUUCUCUAUAGUGUUCUUGUCUUUCUCUGGAUUUAUUAGGAAUAUUGAACUGUUUCAGUUACUCAAACUAAACCUGUUUCCCCUUUCAAUUCACUUUUAUCCUAAGCUUUGCUUCAGUUCUUCUUCUUUACAAUAUUUCAGGAUUAAGUAUUUUGGAAUCAGUGGGGUUUUCAUACUGGGGGAACAGGUGGAUGUCAGGCCUUUUUAAGUGAUGAGGACCUUACUUGUGUCGAGUUCCCCUGUGUUCAUUAUUGUGAAUGGUAUCAUAACUUGUUUAUAUCUUUCUUAAGCUUGAGUAGCUGGAGGCAAGUAACAGUGAGAAUCCUAGGAUUCAUUUGAAAUAAAAAUUUCUAGCUCCUGACACUAUAAAGAACAUAUAAAAAUACAAUAUAAAUGCACUACAAGAGACAGGGGGCAAGCAAAUUAAGUUGCCAAAUGGUGUUGCAGGUGUGUCUUCCAUAUACAAUCUUGCUGAAGUUCAUGGAUCUGAAAUACUGCUUACAAACAUUAUCAGAUGCAAGAUAUGGUUAUGGAGGCAGCAUCUUGACAGCACUGCUGCCAUGGCAUAGGUAGCCAUCACUUUGACCUUGUCUUCUCAAAGCAAGUUGAUCAUUUUCCAAGUAGCAACCUGGAUGUUGAGGAGCAGUCCUGCACACCUCUUUGCUGCAUUUGCUACUUCCUACUGGCUUAUACAGAGGGAAUCUGGCCCAUAGUCUGAGAUGCUUUGGAAAAAAACAACAAACAACUCUCCUGAAGAAUAUAAAUGAAAUAAUUUCUUUGCAAGGAAGCAGUUGGUGUUCAUCCAUCCACAUUU
Messenger RNA from Calypte anna (Anna's hummingbird), 2509 nucleotides. It is a transcript of the gene PBLD, whose product is annotated as phenazine biosynthesis like protein domain containing. Gene Ontology annotation, biological process: biosynthetic process. Gene Ontology annotation, molecular function: isomerase activity. The transcript has 9 exons. NCBI's taxonomy places the organism in Eukaryota, Metazoa, Chordata, Aves, Apodiformes, Trochilidae. Bases 162 to 1028 code for a protein of 288 amino acids. The record is from RefSeq and is a predicted model, not a curated record. Gene Ontology annotation, cellular component: cytoplasm.